AUGGCGACCGUUCUCGUGGCUGGUGGCACCGGAAGCAUUGGUAGGGCCAUUGUUGAGGCUCUCGUGGAACAAGGAAAAUUCGGCGUCAUCGUCCUCGGACGCAAGCCCAAUGCUGAGCUGGAAGCGCUCCUGGGCGUCCGUGUCAUUGCCACAGACUACGGAAGUGUCGACGGCCUCGUCUCGAUUUUGGAAGAAAACAAGGUUGAUACAGUCAUUUCAGCCCUAGGCGGCCUUGCUCCCCCAGACGCGGAAAAGGCUCUCAUCCAUGCUGCUAAAGCAUCGAGCGUCACGCGUCGAUUCAUCCCCAGUGUCUUUGGAGUCAAGUACCGUCCCGAUCAAGCCUGGUUCCCUGCCGCUCAGGCCAAGUUGUCAGCCAUGUCUGAGCUAGAAGGGACCAACCUUGAGUGGACCAUUGUAUGCAAUGGCUUCUUCCUCGAUUACUGGGGCAUGCCCAAGGUCAAGUCUUACCUCAGCCCUAUGACUCUGUUCAUUGACGCGGCUUCCAAGGAGGCCGCCAUUCCAGGGUUCGGAAACACCCCCGUCGUGUUCACGUAUAGUCAUGACGUCGCCAAAUUCACGGCGGCAUUGUUGACGUUGGAUAAGUGGGAGAAGGAGUCGUACGUUAUUGGUACCAAGCUUUCAUUGAACGAGUUUCUUCAGCUUGCUGAGGAGGUUCGGGGAACUGAGUUCAAAAAGACUCAUGACUCCUUGGAAUUACUCAAGUCGGGCAAGAUCACUGAGCUUCCUGGCCACCGCUAUGCGUAUGAACACUUUCCAAAAGAAGCACUGCAAGGGAUGCUUGCCACUUUUGGAAUACUUUUUGAAGAGGGGCAAUUCGACUUUAAGCCGGAACGCAGCCUCAAUGACAUCUUUCCUGAGAUCAAGCCUGUGUCGGCUAAGGAGAUGUUGGAGAUUGGAUGGAAGAACUGA
Molecule: messenger RNA, 930 nt
Organism: Fusarium keratoplasticum
Lineage: Eukaryota; Fungi; Ascomycota; Sordariomycetes; Hypocreales; Nectriaceae
Product: NAD(P)-bd-dom domain-containing protein
Exons: 4
Coding region: 1-930 (309 amino acids)
Source: RefSeq, a predicted model, not a curated record